Molecule: messenger RNA, 10916 nt
Organism: Falco peregrinus (peregrine falcon)
Lineage: Eukaryota; Metazoa; Chordata; Aves; Falconiformes; Falconidae
Gene: SEMA4G
Product: semaphorin 4G
Biological process (GO): semaphorin-plexin signaling pathway; negative regulation of axon extension involved in axon guidance; positive regulation of cell migration
Molecular function (GO): semaphorin receptor binding; chemorepellent activity
Source: RefSeq, a predicted model, not a curated record
CCCCCCCCCCCGUGCUUGCCCGCUGGCUCCACUUGGCAUCCUGAUGGGACUUGUUGAGGAGCGGCCCAUGUGAUGGAUGGUUUGGUGAGGGGGAGCUGCUCCCAGGGCACCCGCUGCCUCUUGGGGAGGUGGGGGACAGUCCCCCCUGAGUUUUUGAUGUUCACCUGCUGUGAAAGCCCCCUGGCAGUGGCCGGCUGCUGCUAUGGGUGCUGGCCAGGUGCCUGUGCCUGUUCAAAGGUGAGAGCUCUCUGUCCUGCUGGCACGUCAGGAGGAAAUGCUGCUGCCACCGUCCCUCCCCACCUGGCUGUGCUGCCGCUGCUGGUGGUGAUUUACACGCACGCACGAGGGCUUUGACUUAGCAAGGUCAUCACCAAACCCAUCCCCUUCUUCCUCCUGGGGCCCAAGCUCCGCUAUCCAGAGACAAGGGAAGCCAAGGGUUUCAGGCACCAUGUUACUGCCUGGUGCGGGGGCCGGGAUGCAGCUUGGCAAUUCGGGGUGUGCUCCGGGUUGUGCUUUUCUUGUUGCUCAAAGUUCCCCCCAGGGACAGCCCCAUCUCCGUUACCUGAUGGAGGGCUCUCAUUUGACUGUUGCAAAGCCCAGCCCAUGUAAAUAAGGUGGGGAGCUGAUUUUGGGGCAGCAAAGCUGGUGGUAUGCAAAUGGCUGUGGGAAAGGCCAGGCGCUACUGCUUUGCACCAUGCAGUUUUGAAUGCAGAGUUCAAUAUCAAAUUGGGUUUGACCCCAUAUUUGAGCCUUUAUUGGAGGGAAAGCGAAGGAAACAAGAAGAGUUUGUUAAAGAUGGAAGCCAUAAACUGCUUCCGUCAUCUGGUUUUGCUGAACUUUUGAAAAGAAAACAGUUUAUCUUUGGAAUAAAUAAAAGAGAGAGGGACAGGCUUGUGGUAGAAAGCUCCGCGUUCAUGCCGGGUGAGCUGGGUUGUGCUCCAGCUCUUGCCCCCCCUUCCGAGGGGACCCCAGGUUGUGUGAGAUUCCUGAGCCUCAGUUUCCCCUCAGGGAAGGGGGAUGGUGGGAACCGCCGAUGGUAGGAAUCCCGGGCAUUGCCAAAAAUGUCUUUGAACCUCAUACCUGGCUUUGGAAAAAAAAUGGAAGACAAACCGGCUCUGAACAAACACCCGAGUUAAUUCCUUGUCUGGCAUUGUAUGAGCCCAGUGAAAUGAAACAUGGUGCAGCCAUGGGGAUGAGCAAAUGGAUUCAAAUGUAUAAAAAAGCCCCAAAAUCUCCUGGUUCUGAAAUGUCACUUUACGUUUAGGGUUGGGAUUUUUUCUUCUUUUCUUUCUAAUUGUUCCUGGGAAUUUAAUUCUACAAUUAUUUUCCUGCUUCUGCCGUGGAGACAGCGUGCUUCAGCCACAAAGCCUUUGAAGGCUGAACUGCAGAUCGCAUCUGGUGCUGAGCCACUUGGAUGCGAACGCCCCCUCGCUGGGGAGCUGGGCUGUGGUAUGGAAGGCUGUCUGUCCAGCUGUCCGCCUGUCUGUCUGGGCUGCUGAGGGGCUGCCGGCAAGCCAAGGCAGGAAAGGAUGGAGAAUGUUGGGGUUUUUGGGGUGACAUUGCUAGCACCAAGCGUGCCUCCUCGCUGCAGUGGAGGAGGUGGGAGCUGUGGGGGGUUGCAGCCCGCAUUCCAGGGCUUGGUGGCCAUACUCUGCCUCCCCCGUGGCCUGAACGUGAGGGCAGGCUGGUGGCAGGUGAAGUCAAUAAGGCCACCAUGUCUCAGCAUCAUCCAGUUUCACUUCCCGGUUACUGCGCAGCCCCUGGCUGAGUUCUCAGGCUGCGAGGUUGGCCCAGGGCUGCUGCCGUGGGGUUUCUGCAGGGGGGAGAUGUGCUGUGUGGGAAGGAGAAGCUGCAGGGACUGUGUCCUCACUGCUGGCUUGUAAGAGCUAAACAGCCUCUGGCACGCAGGGAAUUGCUCCUGUGAGGAAAGAUUUGCAGCUCAGCCCGGGGAUGCUGGGUCCAGGCUGGCUGGGGCAUCCCUUGGUGCUCUUGAUCCCGCCACCAAGCUGCAGGGGUUUGCCCUUCAGCCCCCCCUCCCUGCACCCUUCCCUCCCAGGCCAGCUCUGAGCAAGGCUUCUGGGGCAGUGGAGCCAGACCAGGAACUGUUUCAACUAACAGCCAGUGUUGGUGGGUUUUCCAUACGGAUGGGGAGCGGAGGAGCGCUCUGUUGUGUCAUCCCGGGCAGUGUGCUCUUGCUGUCCACUUGCGGUGUGCUCAGAGCUGCCGGAGCGGAGCCGUCCCUGUGCCUGGCGUGCAGCUGCACAGGCCAGAGCAGCGUUCCUUGUUUUAUCAGUUGGGUUUUUCUGGGUGAGAAUGUCAGGAGAGCUCGACGGGGACUUGGCAGUGAGCUCUGUCAGUGCCUGGCAGCCCCUUUGAACCUCCUGCUCCACACCAGACCCAACCUGAUGGAGAAGAGGAACGAGUUCUUGUAAGAUCAGUGAAAACAGGGAGCUGGGGAGAAGCUAAAAUGCCCCAAUCCCUGCAGCCAGGCAGGGGGCAACUGUGGCUGGUCCCUGCCCCGCGCUGGGCGAGCGGCAUCCCCUGGGGGGGUGCUGCAGGGAGAUGAAGAUAAAGGCACAGUGCUGGGGCACUGCAGAUCUCUCAGAAAUUGGGCUGUUGUUAGUUUUACUGCUGAUGGAUCAGCUUGUCUUUUCAGGGAUGUUUAGAUGUCUGGCUCCCGUCCGCAUUGGUGCCCCUUAACUUGGCCCACAUCCCUGGCUGGCUCCGCUUGCUCUCACAUCCGUCACUUUGCUCCUCCAUGUGCCUCCCCCCUGCUGUGACGUUGGUGGGAUCAGAGCUGGGCACUCUCCUCUCGGCAGCGGAUGGCAGCUGUGCCAUGCCAAGGAAAUUUUGAGCCGGUUCCCAUGGCCCAGGGUGCCUGCUGCCCGCCCCCCGGCUCCAUGGCGGCUGUGCUGUUUGUGGGGGCUUCACGGCUGGAGAGGGCAGGGUCUUCCUGGAGAGGAGAUGAUGUUGCUGCUCUCCCUCCCCUCCUCUGUGCUCGAAUCCAAAUUUGGGUAAAGGAGGGAUAUAUCUGCUUCCCAAAUCACUGAAGCUCUCAGUGCGUGUCUGCUGAAGCGCCUCAGGGUCAAGCAUGGUUUUGUUUAAAGAAAGCAACUAAAAUAAACUCCGCGAGGGGCUCCCGGGAGGUCACAGUGCUCCUUCCCUCCCCGUCCCUAGCCCCCAAACCCAGCAUGGCUCCCCUCUUCCUGGAGGGCUUUCGGCAGCUUAGCAUAUUUUUCUUGCUGUUGUUGACAAAAAUCCUGGCUGGUUGAGAAAUAUCUGUGCAGCAGCACCAGCCCAGUCCCACGGGUCAAAUCCUGCCCCUGCAAAUCUCUGCCGGGAAGGGUGGCUUGUCCUAGGCUGGCCUUUGGGGAUGCUGCCAGGGGUGACCCAUCACCUUGGAGGGUGUGAGGCCAUGAGCAAGCCCCUGUGAUGGACAGAUGGAUGGCUGGACACCAUGGGCUCAGGGUGGACCCGACGUGUUGUCACUUGCUGUUUGGGCUCUGCGGCAGAAGCAAAGUGCUGGAAGUUCGUCAGGGGCUGAAUUAAAGUUGCCUGGCAACCUCCAUCCCUGCUCCUCUUCCCGCAUCUCGCAGGAUUUUCUGCCUAAGGUUUGCAGGCUCCGGGGAAGGGAGGCCCAUAACACGCUGCGCUCGCAGCCGGGCAGGGGCCAGGUUGCCUCUCGCUGCAUGGCUGCUUUCGUGUCAUUCCUUGGCUCCUUCCCAUGCCUGGGAGCCAGCAGCUUUCCCUCCCUCAUCCCCCAGAGCAGGUGCCUUUCCCCUCGAGCCCCUGGGCACUGGGAAUGGGUCGGGCUGUUUUCGGCUGAACCCGAGGGCAGGUCCUGGGGGUCCCUGGCGGGGUGAAAGGGUGCUGGGGCAGUGGGAACGUGGCUGGGGGAGCCAAGGGAGACAGUGGGGUUGUGUGCUGGUUUUGGCCCCCAUGAGUGAAGCUGGAUUGGCUGUGUGGGGUCUGGAGUGCCUGUGCCAGGCUGCUGUGAAAAAGCAAGGUGUAAACCAUGUCUUCUGGUGCAGUCUUUGCUGGGAAUUUUGUUAAGGCUGUUUUGCAACCCCGUUACCCCAAGGAGACCUGCAGGAAACCCUGCCCUCCCUGGGAAGCCAGCAGGUUGCUUGUAGGAGUGCACAGUGCCAAGGGGGGCAGCCCAUGGGGAGGGGAGAAGGGUCCAGCAGCCAUCCUAGUAGCCUGCUUGGGCUUUACUAGAGCUUGGUGGAGCAACCACAAGCUGUCCACGGAGUAGUGGGAUGGGGAAGCGUCCAAUCCCACUUUGCAAAUCUCUGUCCCGCCAUCCAGGAUGGUUGCUGGGGGUGAGCCGGAGAAGGGCUGCUCCCACUCAGUGUUUCCAUUCUUUCUCCCAGGUUCCCUUUAAAUUAAAGAGCUGGCGUUGUUUUCAGCUGUGCUGCCAAGGAAACAACGUGGGGGGCCCAUAAGACCCCAGCUGAGGUCCCUCCAUGUUUGCCAGCCCCACGGACAGCGCAGUUUCCCUGCAUCGCAGCUUCUCUGCAUCGCAGCUUGUGGCCACCUCUUGGUCCCAGGUUUUGCUGCCUCGUGGCCAGCUGGAAGUGGCCACCAUGGCUAGCAGAAGCUCCCAGUGCAGCAGCCAUUGAGGGGUGCAGCAGCUUUGACUGGUUUCUUUGGCUGGAUCCAGGCUGGCGAGACCUGCCGCCUGGGAAAUUCACUCAUCAAAAGCUUUUUGUGCCUCCCGAGACGCUGGUCGUGGGGAUUUUAAGGAGGUGCCGACUGGGCCGGCUCGUUUGGGUGUGCUGUGCCGGCCGGGUGCCGGUGGGAGGCUGAGGCCAGCACAGUCAUGCUGGCACAGCUUCCGCUGUGACCCAGUAAACCCAGUCAGACCUGACCGGGGCUUGCUGGCUCCCCUGCACACUCACGCAUGCCUGCACGCCUCCACCACCCUGCUGCUUCCCUGGUGUUCCCUGCGGACCAGCAAACCUGUCCUGCCGGCGGCGGGAGCUGAGGCUGGGGUCGGGCUUGCCUGGCUCCAUGCUGGGAGCCGUGGCUGCAUCCUGCAGGAGCACCAAUAGCCGGCAGUGGAAGGGUGGGCUUUGGCCCCCAUGGACGUUGCACAUUGCAGUUAAAGCGUCUGGUUCCUGGCUUCACCCCACCCUUGUGGCGGCCAUCGGCCCCAUGGCCAGAUCCUGCCUCCACCACCCUUCUCCUACAGCAUCGCUCGCUGGGGCGGGAGCUGGGGCCUGAUUCCAGGUCCUGUGUCGGCCCCCCUUGCUCUGGGAAGUAGGUGAGGUGCCAAGGGGCUUGGGAGCUCACUCCUGGGGAUGGGAUAGGCUUUUCUGGGCAGUUUUUCUCUAAACCUCAGAGUUCAUUGGAGCUGCUGCUGCUUUUCAGCCUCUUCCUCUCCCACUUUUGUGUCCCUCCUCCAGAGAAAACUCUCUGUGGCUCUUCCCCAUGGAAGUGCUGGGCUUGAGCAAUCCAGCCACCCCCAGCUCAACUGGACCCACAGACCAAAACCUCCUCUGCCUCCUGUCCCAGCCCUUGUCUUCACACAGCGCUUUGAAUUUGCACCCUGCCAAGGGGGAAGUGAUGGGUUUGGGGGUGCUGGGUGCAGCUGCAGCCUGGGGUGAUGCUCUGAUCAGGGCCAAGGAUGGUUUCGGUACCUUGCUCUUUCUCCCCCACUCUAUGAAAAAUAAAAAAUAAAUAAAAAAAUAGGGAAGCUCAGCACAGCCCUUCCCUUCAAGUAAAAUAUUAACUGGCUCUUACAGCUAACUGAUUAAAUGUCCUUUAGGACAAAGCUACAUCUGAUCUUGGGCGAAGUAGCCUUUGGAAAUGGGUGUAGCUGCUGCCCUGGAAAAAGGGAAGGACCCAGCCCUGGCAGCAGGGGAGGCUGCUCCCUGCUGCCCCUGCCCAGCUAGGAACCCGGCACAGCCACAGCGCUGCAGCUUCAUUUAUUAUUUUUUGCCCCCUGUGCUGGCUGAGUGCUCAUGCUGGUUAAAUGUUAGCUGGGGCUGGCUCACAGGGCGGCACUUGCCCUGCAGUAAGCACCAUCCCUGCCUCCCUGCCCGGCCACACUCCCAGUUCCAGUCCCUGUGAUGGCCAGAGCUGGGCAGUAGGCAAAGUUCAGGGCUUGUUUGUUCAGGGGAGAUAAGGCGAGGAUGCCUGGGAGCACGCAGGCGGCUUGCAGGGCUGUUAUUCAUUUAUUAGACAGUGUUGUUUGCCUUGUCAUAAGAAGGUUUUUCCUCCCUUCUGCUUUCCCAGCCCAGGUGCACUGCGGCUCUCAUGGCUUGUGCAUGAUUCUGGGCUCGUGAUCCCUUGUAGAGUCCUGAGGAAGGGUCACGACAGCUGCCUGGGUGUCCCCUGUCCUGCUGGCAGGGUGGUGAGGCAUCAGCGUGGGGCUGGCCGGAGCACUUUUGGGUGCUUUGGUGCUCCAGAUGCGACCCUGCUGCUUGCUUUGUCCAAAAAACUUGGUGGUUUUGGCUCGUGCUAGACAUGGUGCCACUAAAGCAACUUCUCACUGACCUCCAUCCCCACUCAUCUGCUUUGCAUCGCCCUGUCAGGCCCAUCACUCACAGGCAGACCUUCGGUCCAGACAGGGCUUGUCCCAGGAACAGGAGUUAGUUGAAGGGAGGACACCCCAGGUCACCAUCCUCUGCUUCCCGGGGAGCUCAGCCCUGCAUGCAGCACCCUGCCUGCACCCGGCAUUGGGUGCUCUGUGCUGGACCAGCGUCUGGGGGGUAGGGAGGCAGGAGGGAGCAGGGGGGAACAUCUUCCCCCAGCCCCAUUCCUGGGUGGGGCAGCAGCCAGUGCAGGUGCAAGGUCUGGGUCUGACCCCCCCCAAAGAGAACAGCGGUUUAGUGCACACUCCAGGACUAUGGCUGGAUCCCACAUCUGGCCUCUUGCUUCCCUUUUCAGCCCCAAAGCCCUUUUCACUUUCAUUUCACUUUGGGUUUACCUGCCCUCUGCCUGAGACCCGGCAAGGUAUUUGCUUCAGGGAAACUGUCUGCAGCAAGCAUGUUUGAACAGCUUCUCUACAGGGCCAGGUAUUUGGUUUAUAUAGAUAGAGAUAUAUAUUUCAACCCCUCUAAGCAGACGUACAGGUGCUGGUUGUGUAUGGGGAGCUCUCCUGCUCAGAGAUGGCCAGGUGUCUCCUUCCUCCUGCAAAACGACCUGGUGGCUUCCCCUGAUGCAGCUGGGAGAGGUGGGGUGUUAUGUGGGAGGCAUAGGAUGUAUGAAAGCAAGAGCCAAGGUAGAUGCUGAGCUUCAAGGCAGCCUGGGAUGAAAAAGAAACUGUAAUUUUGUGGAAAAACACUGGAGGGAAAAACUGUACUCCCCUGAAAAGACUUCACCUGGAAAGGUGAAGAUGCCAAGUGGCUUCUGUAUGGGUUUUCCUUCUCGCUGCAUCGCUGUGUGCCUGAAGCAUCCUUCCCCCACACCUGUGUCUUCAGGAAUCUCGUCAUUUUAGGAGGGGUAGAACUUUGGGGACAAGUAUCUUGUGUGGCAGGGGAUGGCCAGCUGUGCUUUUGAGGAGGAGUGGAGCCCGUGGGCUCCCUGGAACCCCCCCCACCUGUCCUGCCACAGCCCAGGGCUAGGGGGGCUUGGCCCUGAGCCCCGCUCUUUGCUUUUGGGGGUAAAUGUGGCUGCUUUUCAUGUGUGAAAGUGCAAGGGGAGAUCAGCUGGCUCUGCUGAAGCAUGUAAUUCGGUCAGGGAGAGCUGCAGGAAAAGAUGGCUGAGAGGGAGGGAGGGAGGAGUGCAGAGCGGAGCAGACCUGGAGGAAAACAAGCCUCCAAGCAAACCAAACCAAGCACUCAGCAAGUGACUGCAGCCCCAUGACAGAGCAGAUACUGAGCCAGGGGGAUGCUGGGGGGUCGCUCUGCUCAAACUCCCCUCCCCCUCCCCUGUGCUGGCUGCAGGCACUGUGCCUCAGUUUCCCUUUUGGCAAACGAUGGUUUGCUUUUCCCUGAAGCCAUCCCUGGGCUGAGGCUGUGCCUGGUCAGGUGUCCAUGCCUGUGCAUGGCUGGCCUCUUCCCAAGCCCGCUUGUUCAUGAGAUGCUGGGGACAGCAGGAGCGUCUGACUCGGUGCUGUGUGUUUCAGGAGGUUUUGGUGGCCAGUCCCAUCCUGGGGAGCUGGGGAGCCCGUCCCAACCUGUGCCAGCCUGGCAGUAGCAGGCUGGGUGGCUGCCCUUGCCAGGGGAGCAGGAAGAUGAGCGGAGGCACGGCCCAUCUCCUGACAGUUCUCUUCAUGGUGACUGUGGCAGUGAUGGGCUACCCGUCACGGCGGUCUGCCACCGACCUGGAUGCCACCCCCAGGACAACAGUCACCUUUGACGAGUUGUUGGGCGUCCGGCACUUCAGCGCACGCACCCUCAACUACAGCACCCUGCUGCUGGAGGACGACCGCGGCAUCCUCUACGUGGGUGCCAGGGGAGCCAUCUUCGCCCUCAAUUCCAGUGAUGUGGCCGACGGCUCCCACCGCACGAUCCACUGGGAAGCCUCCCCGGAGAAGCAGAUGGACUGCCUGCAGAAGGGCAAAAACAACAAGACCGAGUGCUUCAACCACGUGCGGUUUCUGCAGAGGCUGAACAGCACCCACCUCUACGCCUGCGGGACCUACGCCUUCCACCCGCUCUGCGCCGCCAUCGACGUGAACAGCUUCAUGUUGCCAUCCCACUUCGAGGAGGGCAAGGAGAAGUGCCCGUAUGACCCUGCCCGUGGCUACACCGGCCUCAUCGUGGAUGGUGGCUUGUACACGGCCACACGCUACGAGUUUCGGAGUCUCCCCGACAUCCGGAGGAAUCUGCACCAGCGACCGCUGAAGACGGAGGAGUCCCCGCUGCACUGGCUGAAUGAUGCUGAAUUUGUGGCCUCUGUGCUGGUCCAGGAGAGCAAGGACAGCCCUGUGGGUGACGAUGACAAAAUCUACUACUUCUUCAUGGAGCGGGCAGGCGAGGAGACCACGUCCUUCUUUGACAAGAGCCAGGUGGCUCGAGUGGCCCGGGUGGCCCGUGUCUGCAAGAGUGACGUGGGGGGCAAGAAGAUCCUGCAGCGCAAGUGGACGUCCUUCAUGAAGGCACGCCUGGUCUGCUACAUCCCCUACUAUGAGGUGCUGCGCAGUGUCUGCAGCCUGGACGGGGGUGGCUGGGCCAGCACCGUCUUCUAUGCCGCAUUCACACUCUCAGCACAGUGGAGGACCAUGGAGGCCUCGGCUGUAUGCCGCUACAGCAUCUCAGCAGUGCAGCAUGCCUUCGAGGGCCCCUACAUGGAAUACCAGGACUCAGCUCGCAAGUGGUCCCGCUACGAUGGUGCGGUACCCGAGCCCCGGCCCGGCUCCUGCAUCACGGACCACUCCCGCAGGAAGGGCUACAACUCCUCACAGGACCUGCCCAACAGCGUCCUGGACUUUGUCAAGCUGCAUCCGCUCAUGUUCGAGGAGGUGAAGCCAGCUGGCGGGGAGCCGCUGCUGGUGAAGAAGAGCGUGGCGUACAGCCAGCUGGCUGUGGACAGGGUGCGAGCCCUCGAUGGCCGCUCCUAUGAUGUGCUCUUCAUGGGGACAGGAGACGGCUGGAUCCACAAGGCUGUGGUGCUGGGCUCUGGCAUCCACAUUGUGGAGGAGAUGCAGGUGUUCAGGGAAGCGCAGCCUGUGGAGAGCCUGGUGAUCUCCCGCACCCAGAGGAGCCUGUAUGUGGGGGCAGCCAGUGGGAUCCUGCAGGUGCCCCUGGCCUCCUGCACCAGGUACACCUCUUGCUAUGACUGCAUCCUCGCCCGGGACCCCUACUGUGCCUGGGAUGGCAGGGCCUGCCGCGCCACCGCCACCGCAGACAGCACCGGGCUGGUGCAGGACAUUCAGAACGGCAACGAUGGAUGCCGGAGCAGCUCGGGGCGGGGCUCCCUGCUGUGGAAGAACCGGACGGUGCUGCAGGGGGACGACGUGCUGCUGCCCUGCGACCAGCGCUCCAACCUGGCACGAGCCAUCUGGCUGCUGAACGGCAGCGAGGCGCUGGGCUCAGGGCAGGACCGGCUGCGCGUCGGGGUGGACGGGCUGCUGGUGACGGACACGCUGCCCCAGCACAGCGGCGAGUACCGCUGCUACGGGGAGGAGCGGGGUCUCCGGAUGCUGCUGGCCACCUACAGCCUAACCGUGCUGCCCGAGCUGCCUCGUGGUCCCACGGCCACGCCCCAGCCCCACACCGCCAGCCAGGUGUCCGGUGACAUGAAGGUGGCUUACAUCUCCGCCAUUGUCACCUUGGUGGUACUGUGCGCCGUGCUCAGCACUGUCCUCCUCUAUGUGUCCUGCCUGGAGAAGCGCAAGGGCAAGUAUGUCCUGGGGGAGCCGCGGCCAGCCAGCGUGGAGCUGCAGACCAUCUCGGCCAACUGCCUGCGCAAGGGCCACCGGGAGGAGGAGGAGGAAGAGAAGGAAGGGCUCACCUACCCUGACGGCUGCCUGCGGAUCAUCCCUGGCGAGGCACCCACAGCUGCCACCUCCCCAGUCAAGGAGCUGCCGGCCGCCGUGCCCCCACUGCCGCCGCCGCUGCCAGCCGAGCUCACCAACGGUGUGGGGGCUCUGCCCAACGUCCUCCGCAAGAUGAACGGCAACAGCUACAUGCUGCUGCAGCAGCAGGAGGAGCCCCUGGCCUCGCCGCUCUACAGCGCGUCCUUCACUGAGGAGCUCAGCAAGAUCCUGGAGAAGCGGAAACACACGCAGCUGGUGGAGAAGCUGGAUGAGAGCUCCGUGUAGGGGCUGGGGGGGGUCCUGCCAGCGGGACCCUCCUCCCCUCCAGCCCCUUCUCCCACCCCCUGCCAACAGUGUUACAAGACUCAGGCAAAACUACCUCCUGGAUGGCAGAGCCGGGCCGGGCCCGGGCUCCGCCGUUCCUUUGGCUUUUCUCUCUCCUUUUGAGACUCACUGUACAGAAAAAAAGAAAAAGAAUCUAUUUAAA